AUGGAGUUAGACACAAGGAGUGUGACCUCAGAACCAGCCUCUCCAAUGAACAGUCCAGAGAAGGAAAGAAUGGAAAUCUCCUCUGAACUGAGCAGCCCAGAUUCGCAGAGCAGGGACAGUGGGUUCUUUGAAAGAGGCAUUAAAACAAUGUUUAGCAUCCGGAAAUCAAAACGAAGUCUGAAAAAAGAGAGAGGGAAAGAAGCUACUGGCACUUGGAAUGCAAAAAGACUUCUGCAAACACUCAGGAGCUACGAGGAGAACAAACCCACAAUUGGUAAUAGCGUGGAGAAGAUUGUUGAAAUAUGUAAGCCCAUUGAAGCAAAACCUCUUUCAGUAAUGGAAAUUAAUGAACUUAUUCAGAAAAGACAACUUUUGGAAGCGUUUGCAAGUAUCAAGUUAAUGGAAGAUGAGACUAUCUCUGAACGGGAUUCUGAGAAAUACAGUGAUAACCCCCAGGAGUUUGUACGGAAAUCCAAGGAUGUGGAUUUGCUUUAUAACUCCAUUGCAAACGCAAUCCAGUCCAUAGUGGAGGGAACACUGGAGGAUCCCACUUUACAGCAUACCAUGCUGACCUCCAUGGUGAUUUUAAUUGCCCGUGAAGAAGCAGCUCAUCCCAACACAGACAAUGAUGCUCGUCCUGGAUCAGAUUUGCUCGGCAGGCCCAGAAAGUGGAGGGAGCAAUGGAGGGAAGCUAUCAACGAGAGUGCAAGAAAAAGAGUCCUGAAGGCACCCAUGGCAUCAAAGGAAGAAGCAACUUCUUGGCUUGAUCUCCACUUGCAUUUCCUCCAGGAACACCUGAGGGAAGAUUUACUGAAAAUCAAGUCAUCAGUAAAAAAAUGCUAUCCAGAGGAGUACCAUGUGUGUGACACAUAUGUGGAAGCUUUUCACAAUGCCAUUGCCUCACAUUUGCAAGAACUCUCCCAGGAACCACUGGACUUCCACGAGCUCUACACCUUGCUUGACUGGGUGGCCAACACCUACCACAGUGAACUCUUUCUGGGUCAUCCCGAGCUCAAACCAGAGGUUAAGACAGAAAACCUGUCCUUGCUGUUAACACCAGCUGAUUGGGAUAAACUGAAAAAUGACUACAUUGCUUCUGCAAAGGGGAAAAUAAGAAGUUAUUUUGGAAACAUCCUGAGACUAGAGGUCACAGAGAAGUGGGAGAAGGAAGUUCAUUCAGAAGAGAAGGAAAACCUCUACCACCACUCACUCUCUUUUGAUAUUCAAACGAUCAUCGGGGAGCACAUGAAGUUAUCUGGAGCUAUCAGCAGAAGCCUGGAAACAAAAAUGCUUGAGUUGUGCAUGGCAGAGCUGCUCGAAUUCUUACCAAGGUUUGAGCAGGAGUUCACAGCGUGGAGCACUGCCCAGGACAGCCCCAUCUUUGUGCCCUAUCUUGUUGCCUACAUCAACAGCUUCCAUGAUCUGGUGUCAGGGUUGGAAACAGCAUUUAAAGUCAAUACUGAAGGACUGCAGAAGAUUUUGGCAGCUCUGACAAGGAACUUCACAAACAUUUUUUUAACAAAAUUAAGAACAAAAGCACAGCCACUCCUUAAGAAAAUCCUGACCAAGAACUGGAUAUUGGCGACGGAAAGGCCGGACUCACUGGCGUCAGCAGUCUCGCAGUUCUCCGAGCACCUGCAGCACAUGAGGGAGCCCCUGAGGCAGGAGCUUCUACAUGAAGUUCAUAAAUACGUGGUGAAGGAAUAUGUAACACAGGUCAUCAAACCCAGAUGGAAAAUGAACAGUGAGACACGGCAGCAAGUGAGCAGAAAGAUGAGCCUGGAAGCUUCAAUCAUUCACAAUACACUCAUUGAUCAGGGCUCUGACGCUGACUGGCUCCUCCCCGCCAUCAAUCACAUUGCCAAUAUCAUUGGGGAGAAGAAAAAAGACAAGAUCAAGGCAUAUGUCAAGGAGCUGUGCCAGGACUAUCCAGAUAUCAGGAAGGAGCACAUCCUGGCCAUCCUGGCGCUCCGGGGGCUGGGGCGCACCAGAAGAGCGGCGAUUUUUCGGCAAGUGCACCAUGUACAGGAGAGCUCCAACGGAGGAGAGGGCAGCACACUCUUUGCUGAAAUUGAUGUUCCAGUAAUCAUCAGCUGCUUCUAA
Molecule: messenger RNA, 2103 nt
Organism: Cinclus cinclus
Lineage: Eukaryota; Metazoa; Chordata; Aves; Passeriformes; Cinclidae
Gene: EXOC3L4
Product: exocyst complex component 3 like 4
Exons: 11
Coding region: 1-2103 (700 amino acids)
Biological process (GO): exocyst localization; exocytosis
Cellular component (GO): exocyst
Molecular function (GO): SNARE binding
Source: RefSeq, a predicted model, not a curated record